This is a messenger RNA of Helianthus annuus (common sunflower), 546 nucleotides long. RefSeq lists its product as uncharacterized. The record is from RefSeq and is a predicted model, not a curated record. The transcript has 2 exons. The coding region runs from base 1 to 546 and encodes 181 amino acids. NCBI's taxonomy places the organism in Eukaryota, Viridiplantae, Streptophyta, Magnoliopsida, Asterales, Asteraceae.
AUGCCGGGGUUCGAGGAGUUUGUGAUUGGUAAAUGCAGGGGGUUUAAGUUUAAUGGUUCGGCCGAUGUCGGCUUGGCUACAAAACUUAAAUUCCUUAAAAAUCGGAUUAAGGAGUGGGUGGUGAAUGAAAAGAAAAGGGUAGAAGGGGUGUAUGAGGAGGUUAAAAAAGAAAUUGGAAAUUUGGAGAAAGCUCGUGUCCGGUGGGCUUUAGAAGGGGACGAAAACUCGUCAUUUUUUCAUGGAAUCAUGAGUGCAAACACCUCGAUUAACAGGUUAAAUGGUAUUCUGCUGGAUGGGAACUGGGAGACGUCCCCACCGGUUAAUAAAGACAUCGCCUUUGACUUCUUUUCAAAAAAAAUCCGUGAGCCGAUAGACACGAGACCUCCUAUGUCGUGCCCGAAUUUGGCUGCCUUAUCCCAAACGGAAGCGGAGAGUUUGAUACGACCGUUUACUCAUAGGGAGAUAAAGGAUGCGGUGUGGGAUUGUGAGGGUGAUCGUGCACCGGGACCCGAUGGAUUUAACUUUAAAUUCUUAAGGAGGUUUUGA